AUGGCAGCAUCGAAGAAGCACUUGUUGGCGAAUGGGAGGCCGGACUCCUCAUCAUUCCCCCAUGUGCUUAGUGGAUCAUCGGCAGCUGCAGCAGUUGGGUUUGGAGGGGGUUGGGGAGGGGACAGGAACAUUCUCUGCACCAUCCUGUCGAGCACCUGCUGCAGUAGGAGGGGAUGCGUCACGCUUCACUUCAAGCUCGCCCUCAUGAUCACCCUCACCCUCGCCAACCCUGCCGCAAUGCUCGCCGUCACGCUUGCUGUAACGCUCGCCGUCACGAUCGCCGUCACGCUUGCUGUAACGCUCGCCGUCACGAUCGCCGUCACGCUUUCUGUAACGCUCUCCGUCACGAUCGCCGUCACGCUCGCUGUCACGAUCGCCGUCACGCUCGCCGCCCCGCUCGCCGUCACGCUCAUGCCCUUUCACUUGCAAGUGAUCCUCGUCGUCUACAGCUUCAUGCUGUCGUGUUGCCCCGGUCGCCUGUUGUUUCCCUCUUUUCCCUUUCUUGGCACCGCGUUUAGCUACAACACAUAA
Closterium sp. Naga37s-1 is the source of this 531-nucleotide messenger RNA. Lineage: Eukaryota; Viridiplantae; Streptophyta; Zygnematophyceae; Desmidiales; Closteriaceae. The record is from the annotation of a GenBank genome assembly.